GAGACCCGCCUCCUACCUCUCUUCUCGACUCGAACCUUCUCAGCUCUCUCGAUUCCUCUCCUCCUCCGCCCACCUUCUCCGAGUCUCGACUGUGGCCAGCACCACACCAUAUCCUCUCUCGACCACACCACAGAAAAACCACGCACACACCUGCCGCUAUCUCUCUCUCCGAUUUUCUUUCUUUCGAUCGAGCGACUUUUUAGCCCAAGAAGGGAGCAAUGGAAGAGGUCAAACAUAAAUCUAGGAAGGAGGGGGAAUCCAAGAGGAGUCAUCGAGAUCGGGAUCGUGAAAAGGAGAGAAAUGGAGAGAGGCAUAGGGAUAAAGAUAAAGAUAAGAGAGACCGUGAUAGUCGGCGCUAUGAGAGAGAAAAGAGUUCUGAUUCUGACGAGAGGUAUGAUAGGGAGAAGCAUGGAGACAGGGAUAGUGAUAGGAAGCGCAACCGAGAUGAUGAUAGAGAGAGAACGAGAGACAAAAAGAGGGAUAAAGAUAAAGAGAGGGACAAAGACAAAGAAAAGGAGAAGAGAGAUAGGACUAGAGAGAAGGAAAAGGAAAGGGAAAAAGAAAGGCAAAGAGAAAAAGAAAGAGAAAGGGAAAAAGAAAGACAAAGAGAAAAGGAGAAAGAAAAAGAAAAAGAACGUGAAAGAGAAAGAGAAAGAGAAAGAGAAAAAGAAAAAGAACGAGAAAGAGAGAGGGAGAGAAGGGAACGAGAAAGAGAGAUAGAAGAUAAGAGGGAGAGAGAGAGGGAGAGGGAAAAAGAUAGAGAUCGGGAGAGGAGGGUGCGGGAGAGGGAGAGGCGCAGGGACAUUGAUGCUGAUGAUACUGAUGAUGAUGGUAGGGAGCGUGAUAGGAAGCGACCUAGGAAAGAUAACAAUGACUACAAGGAGAGGGAGAGGGAAAGGAGUAGCAGCAGGUCAAAAAGACAUAGGGAUGAUGGAGAUGGGAGCCCCAGAAAGAAGUCUGAUGAAGGUGAUUCAUCUGAGGAAGAACAACCAACCCGUGAGGAGGAGCUGGAGGAUGAACAACGGAAAUUGGAUGAGGAAAUGGAAAAGCGGAGAAGGAGAGUUCAGGAGUGGCAAGAGUUAAAAAGAAAGAAGGAAGAAACCGAGAGAGAGAAGAAUGGGGAAGGGGAUGCUGAUGAACCUAAGUCAGGAAAGGCCUGGACUCUUGAAGAAGAAUCUGAUGAUGAAGAAGUACCUUCCUUAGAGAAAUCAGAGACAGGUAUAGAUGUUGAUGACGAAGACAAUCAUACUGACAGAAAAGUUGGAGAUGCUAUGGCGGUAGUUUCUGAAGAUGAAACAGCCGCACCCACUUUGCACAAUGGGGCCGAUGAUGCUGCUGAUGAUGAGGAAGUUGAUCCUUUAGAUGCUUUUAUGAAUUCUAUGGUAUUGCCUGAAGUUGAGAAGCUGACCAAUGCAGUGGAACCGUCAAUUGUUGAUGAAAAGAACAAGGAUAAGAAGGAUGGUCGAAACAACGGUGAACAACCAAGGAGAGGUUCAAAUAAAUCGAUGGGCAGAAUAAUUCCUGGGGAGGAUUCUGACUCAGAUUAUGGGGACUUGGAGAAUGAUGAUGAUCCCGUAGAAGAUGAAGGUGAUGAUGAGUUCAUAAAAAGGGUGAAAAAGACAACUGAGAAGCUCGCUGUAGUUGAUCACUCAAAGAUAGAUUAUGAUCCAUUUCGUAAAAAUUUCUAUAUUGAAGUGAAGGAGAUCUCAAGAAUGACCCCAGAAGAGGUGGGGGUGUAUCGGAAACAAUUGGAAUUGAAGAUCCAUGGUAAAGAUGUGCCCAAGCCCAUCAAGACCUGGCACCAAACUGGACUUACAAGUAAAAUCUUGGAAACAAUAAAAAAGCUUAACUAUGAAAAGCCAAUGCCAAUUCAGGCUCAGGCAGUGCCUAUAAUUAUGAGUGGUCGAGACUGCAUUGGCAUUGCGAAGACUGGGUCAGGCAAAACCCUUGCAUUUGUGCUGCCAAUGCUGAGGCAUAUCAAGGACCAGCCACCUGUGGUAGCUGGAGAUGGGCCUAUUGGGCUUAUAAUGGCACCAACGAGGGAGCUUGUUCAGCAAAUUCACGGUGAUAUUAAAAAGUUUACAAAGGUACUUGGUCUCAGGUGUGUGCCUGUAUACGGAGGUUCUGGUGUUGCCCAACAGAUUAGUGAAUUGAAGCGGGGGGCCGAAAUUGUCGUCUGUACCCCUGGUAGGAUGAUUGACAUACUGUGCACAAGUGGGGGGAAAAUAACAAAUCUGCGUAGAGUUACUUAUUUGGUUGUGGAUGAAGCUGAUCGAAUGUUUGACAUGGGCUUUGAACCGCAAAUCACCCGAAUUGUACAAAAUAUCCGGCCUGAUCGUCAAACUGUUUUGUUUUCUGCCACCUUCCCUCGCCAGGUUGAAGUCUUGGCACGCAAAGUCUUAAACAGACCUGUGGAAAUACAAGUUGGUGGAAGGAGUGUUGUGAAUAAGGACAUAACACAAUUAGUUGAAGUGAGGAUGGAAAAUGAAAGGUUCUUGAGAUUGUUAGAGCUGCUUGGGGAAUGGUAUGAGAAAGGAAAAAUUUUGAUAUUUGUUGAGUCACAGAACAAAUGCGAUGCUUUGUUCAGGGAUCUGCUUAGGCAUGGGUAUCCUUGUCUCUCACUUCAUGGGGGCAAAGAUCAGACAGAUCGUGAGUCCACCAUAACUGACUUUAAGAGCAAUGUUUGUAAUUUGUUGGUUGCAACAAGCGUUGCUGCCAGAGGGUUAGAUGUGAAGGAGCUUGAACUGGUAAUCAAUUAUGACAGUCCAAAUCACUAUGAAGACUAUGUUCACCGUGUUGGCCGAACAGGGCGAGCUGGCCGGAAAGGUUGUGCUAUAACUUUUAUCUCUGGGGAAGAUGCUAGAUAUGCUCCGGAUCUUGUCAAAGCAUUGGAACUCUCUGAGCAAGUUGUUCCAGAUGACCUGAAGUCUCUCGCUGAUAAUUUCACGGCAAAAGUAAAUCAGGGACUUGAGCAAGCUCAUGGGACUGGUUAUGGGGGAAGUGGUUUCAAAUUUAAUGAAGAGGAAGAUGAAGUGAGGAGAGCAGCAAAGAAAGCACAAGCCAAGGAAUAUGGUUUUGAGGAGGACAAGUCAGAUUCAGAAGAUGAAGAUGAUGGUAUUCGAAAGGCAGGGGGUGACAUCUCACAGCAGGCUGCCCUUGCUCAGAUAGCUGCCAUUGCUGCUGCCUCCAAAGCUAGUACGGCUUCAAUGCAGACCCCUGCCUCUGCUGCCCAACUACUUCCAAGCAGUGGACUGCCUGUUUCUCUUCCAGGUGUCCUUGGUCUAGCGUUGCCAGGAACAGCAGCAGUUGCUGCUGGGACUAGUCUGCCUCUCGUGGGCAAUGAUGGGGCUGCUCGGGCAGCAGCUAUUGCAGCUGCAAUGAACUUACAGCAUAACUUGGCAAAGAUUCAAGCUGAUGCAAUGCCUGAACACUAUGAAGCAGAAUUGGAGAUAAAUGAUUUUCCCCAGAAUGCUCGAUGGAAGGUUACCCACAAGGAAACUUUGGGCCCUAUAUCAGAGUGGACUGGGGCUGCCAUUACUACCAGGGGUCAGUAUUUCCCACCAGGCAAGGUUACAGGACCAGGGGAUCGCAAGCUCUACCUGUUUAUCGAGGGCCCUACUGAACAAUCUGUCAAGAGAGCUAAGACAGAAUUAAAACGUGUUUUGGAAGACAUCUCAAAUCAGGCAUUAUCGCUUCCUGGUGGAGCUCAGCAAGGCAGAUAUCAAGUUUUAUAAGUGUUUUGUUUGGAAAUUGCUGGGGACAACUGGUGAGACUUCCUUAAGGUAGCACUGGAUUACAUCUUCAAGGAUGCGUUUCUAGUAAGAUGGUCAUUAUUAUUGUGCUGCAUCCUUUCUGUACCGUUGAAAGGUGGCCUUUAAUUCGGUUCGAUCAGCAUCAGCUGUUGUCAAAAUUGAUUAAGCUUUCGGUGUUGGUGUUUUGCUAUAAUGGGUUACUGAGCUCCUUGCUGAGAUCACUAGUCUUGCGCCCUUUGCUUUGUUGCAGUGUCUGUAGUGCAGACUGCAUUUGAAUUUGUUCAUAUACUUCUUCAUUGUCACGUUCAUUUAAUUUGAUGGGAAUAUGUUUUAAUCAUCCAAAGUGGUGGCUUUGGUUUUGCUUUCUAGUAAGAAUAUUCGUUUUGUUUGCUUUAAAGUCGUUUGAAUUUGCCGGCUGUCUAGUGAGAUGCUCUUAUUCUAAUACACGAAGUUGUUGAGCAACAGUGAAGUUUUGCUGAUGUGUUGUUUGUUUGUUUCAGCUUGGGCCAUCAAGGGAAGAAAAUACAGUGGAAGUGAUCAUUCCUUGUCAUCCAAGGAUACUUGUCGCGAGCGCUUUCAGUUGAUUCCACCACUUCCAUGGGCAUAAAAUCUCGUUGAAAGCAGAGCUCUUCCGUUUGGAGAGCGGUCCUUACCCUAACAGCUGCCUUGGUAGGUUGGAUGGAUGGAUGGAUGGAUGGAUGGAUGGAUAGUGGGAUGGAUGGUUAGGAUUAGAAUAAGCGUAGAAAAUGCGUUAUUGCUGAUAAUGGUAUACAUGCAUGCAGUUUUUGGCCACUUGCUUGAUAGUCGAUACGUAGCAGAAACCAGUAGGGAUAUUUUACAAGAUUUUUUCGUUUUGCGUCCUCAGUCGUUUGUAUUUGGCAAAUUUGAUUGCUGAAUAUAAGGCCGCCGACAGAGCAUUUUGUCUGAUUAUCUAUAUGUUCAAAUGAUUACUUUGGUUUUCUGUC
This is a messenger RNA of Malus domestica (apple), 4717 nucleotides long. Its product is annotated as DEAD-box ATP-dependent RNA helicase 42. NCBI's taxonomy places the organism in Eukaryota, Viridiplantae, Streptophyta, Magnoliopsida, Rosales, Rosaceae. Gene Ontology annotation, molecular function: ATP binding; RNA helicase activity; RNA binding. The record is from RefSeq and is a predicted model, not a curated record.